Momordica charantia (bitter melon) is the source of this 1917-nucleotide messenger RNA. Its product is annotated as glutamate--glyoxylate aminotransferase 2. Lineage: Eukaryota; Viridiplantae; Streptophyta; Magnoliopsida; Cucurbitales; Cucurbitaceae. Gene Ontology annotation, molecular function: L-alanine:glyoxylate transaminase activity; glycine:2-oxoglutarate transaminase activity; pyridoxal phosphate binding. The record is from RefSeq and is a predicted model, not a curated record. Gene Ontology annotation, biological process: photorespiration; biosynthetic process.
AAUAUAAAUUUGCCAUAACGCAGAAGGAGAAUGACCAAAAAUUUUCAUUAUCUGCCAAAAGGAACUCACAGCCGGAAGUGGAACCUCGGCCACACUUCCUGCACCAAGCGUUAUCUUCUCGAGAAUUAAAUAGUCCAUCCAUUGAAACCAUUUCAGCGGCUGUGGUGCUGCUGUUUCAUUGCUCCUGCCACUUAGCAUUCCAUCUCAGUUCCUGCAUGUGGCUGCGUUUCUGCGCGCCUUUCUUCUAGAGCAAGCUUUUUGUCCACUCCGGGUUCUGAGAGUUGAUUUUCCAGGUUUCGCAGCGGAGGUAGUCUGAAAAUGGCCCCGAAAGCAUUAGACCAUGAGUCUAUAAAUGAGAACGUGAAGAAGGUGCAGUAUGCCGUUAGAGGAGAAUUGUAUCUUCGAGCCUCCGAGCUUCAAAAGGAAGGAAAAAAGAUCAUCUUUACGAAUGUUGGGAACCCUCACGCCCUUGGCCAGAAGCCUUUGACCUUUCCUCGUCAGGUAAUUGCUCUAUGCCAAGCCCCAUUUCUUUUAGAUGAUCCUAAUGUUGGACAACUGUUUCCUCCUGAUGCAAUUGCAAGGGCCAAACAUUAUCUUUCAAUUAUUGGGGGUGGUUUAGGUGCUUACAGUGACUCCCGAGGAAUUCCAGGAGUAAGGAAGGAAGUGGCAGAGUUCAUAGAAAGGCGUGAUGGCUAUCCAAGUGAUCCAGAACUGAUAUAUCUCACUGAUGGAGCCAGCAAAGGUGUCAUGCAGAUACUGAAUACUAUAAUCCGUGGUGAAGGUGAUGGGAUUCUCGUUCCAGUCCCUCAAUAUCCACUUUACUCAGCAGCUAUUGCUCUAUUUGGUGGUUCCUUGGUUCCAUAUUAUCUAGAUGAGACCUCAAAUUGGGGUCUCGAUGUUAACGAUCUCCGCCAUUCAGUUGCACAUGCUCACUCUCAAGGAAUCACAGUAAGGGCAAUGGUAAUCAUAAACCCUGGCAAUCCAACUGGUCAAUGCCUUAGUGAAGCAAAUUUAAGAGAAAUAUUGACCUUCUGUUUUCAAGAAAACUUGGCCCUACUUGGAGAUGAAGUUUAUCAGCAAAACAUCUAUCAGGAUGAACGACCCUUCAUUAGUUCUAAAAAGGUAUUAAUGGACAUGGGCCCUCCCAUCAGCAAGGAGCUUCAGCUCAUAUCCUUCCACACUGUGUCGAAGGGAUAUUGGGGCGAGUGUGGACAGCGUGGCGGAUACUUUGAAAUGACAAAUAUUCCUCCUCAGACAGUUGAUGAGAUCUACAAGGUUGCAUCCAUAUCCCUCAGUCCUAAUGUUCCUGCACAAGUUUUUAUGGGACUUAUGGUUAAUCCACCCAAGCCUGGAGAUGUAUCGUAUGAGCAAUUUGUUCGUGAAAGCAAAGGGAUCCUUGAGUCACUGAGGAGAAGGGCAAGGAUAAUGACGGAUGGUUUUAACAGCUGCAAAAAUGUAGUCUGCAACUUCACGGAAGGUGCGAUGUAUUCGUUCCCUCAAGUACAGCUGCCUCCUAAAGCAAUAGAAGCCGCAAAAAGGGUAGGAAAAGUGGCCGAUGUUUUCUACUGUCUUAAGCUUUUGGAAGCCACUGGAAUUUCCACCGUCCCCGGCUCAGGAUUUGGACAGAAGGAAGGGGUCUUCCAUUUGCGGACAACCAUCUUGCCGGCAGAGGAGGAGAUGCCGGCGAUCAUGGAUAGCUUUAAAAAGUUCAAUGAUGAGUUCAUGGAAGAAUAUGCAUAGAGUAAUAUUGACCACUGCCGUCAAUGAGGAUAUCUCCAUAUGCAUGUUUCCCUUCAAUAAGAUUUGUUUGUCCCUGUAAUUUAAGACGUAUGUGUUGUAAACUUUGCGCAAGUUUUAUUCCAGUAACGGAUACUUCCGAUGUUGUGCUUUAAGUUCUGAGCCAACUCUUCUGUCCCA